Dovyalis caffra is the source of this 438-nucleotide messenger RNA. Lineage: Eukaryota; Viridiplantae; Streptophyta; Magnoliopsida; Malpighiales; Salicaceae. The record is from the annotation of a GenBank genome assembly.
AUGGCUAUAGUCCCAAUGAUCCCAUGCUUGUUUGUGUUCAUGUUAAUUCAUGGACUAACAUCCCAGCAUACCAGUUACACUGCUGAUGCAUCUAGCAGAUUAAUUACGGACAAAUCACAAGCAGUUUCCCAUAUGAAUUGGAAUUUUCCCAAGUUGAAGGCAGCUACGUAUCCACAAGGAAAGAUGCCGUCAAAUGACAAACACGCACAAGAAAUGCUGCAAGGCUUCAAAGUGAAGGAGCUCGCACUGGACAAUCCUCGUGGAAAGGGCAUGGUUAAAAUUGAUUACGAUAAGCAUCUGUCUGCUGAAGGAAAGAUGGAGCUAGCUAGAAGACUAGGGAGGCAAAUUCCAUCACCGCCUCCUCCAAUAAUCAACAGAUUUGUUCAAUGGAAAACUCCUCCCACGUAUCAAUGGACAAGUCCACCGCCACAAAUAUAA